AUGAAGUUCCUUUCCAUCGUCGCUCUCGUUGCCUUACCAGCUUUUGCAGCCGCCGUAGCAGUUCCUUUGGAGCUCCAAGAGCGCACAUGUAAAGGCCCUGGCACCCUCUGCAGCGGAGAAUACGAAUGCUGCCCUAACCUAGAUUGUGUUCAAAUCAUCUGCAACGACGUCCAAUAUUUCUGCGAGCCUAAAAAUGCGGCUCCGUGCAUCAACAAGCCUAACAGGCACCCGCCGACGCAGUAG
Parastagonospora nodorum SN15 is the source of this 243-nucleotide messenger RNA. RefSeq lists its product as hypothetical. NCBI's taxonomy places the organism in Eukaryota, Fungi, Ascomycota, Dothideomycetes, Pleosporales, Phaeosphaeriaceae. The transcript is spliced from 3 exons. The record is from RefSeq and is a predicted model, not a curated record. The coding region runs from base 1 to 243 and encodes 80 amino acids.